ACGUCUGUGCUGCCUUCGAUGAAAGUAACGAAAUGGUAAAACGGAUGAACAUUUAUUAAUCGUGCGUCGGAACUCCUCAUUGCCGGGGGUUUGCCUCGUACGUUCUAUGUUUGAACUCAUACCGCAAGUGACUCUCCCUUCUACUUUCUCCACGCUGGUCACUACUUCCGUGCUCCGCCUCUUUGAUGGCGGCGUCCUAGAUAUCAGAAACCAGCACAGGAGCUAGUGAAAACUGUGCCCAAAACAAGCAAUUACCUACGAGGCGUCACGCGAGAGCGAUGGACAAGGCGAAGCAAGGAGAACCAGCAACCCACAAUAGCCACGGACUAAAGCCUGCCAGCGUUGACUCGUUGGAAGGUUCGGAAAGCGGCUCGCUAAACUCCAAGCUCGGCCCUCGGUCUGUGGGCAGCCACAGCUCUCACUCGCCUUCAAAGUCGCUCUGUUCGUCCUCUUCGACAUCCACGGAAAACAUGCAACUCACGCAGGAGCUCAAGAUGCGAGAGGUGUCCAAGGUGACAAAGACGCAGGAGCCGCCUCUGCUGCCUGGAGAGCAGCCGCAUGUUGUUCAGAAAGCACGAGAUGUCACCUACUUGUGCCCGUUCCAAGGCCCCAUUCGCGGCUGCCUCUUCAUCACUAACUACAAGCUGUACUUUCGCAGUGUUGAGAAGAAUUCCCGCUCCAAACAGUUCACUGAGCCACGAUUCACGCUCGAAGUCCCACUCGGCGUCGUGAGUCGCAUAGAGAAGGUUGGCUACGCGUCCAGUCGUGGAGAGAAUGCAUACGGCAUCGAGCUCUUCUGCAAGGAUCUGCGCAGUCUGAAGUUUGCCCAUAAGCAGGAGAACCACUCGCGCCGAGACAUCUUCGACAAACUGCACAAGCUGGCCUUCCCACUCUCCAACAGCCUGCCGUUGUUUGCCUUUGAGUACGGUGGACGAUUCACCGUGAACGGCUGGGCUGUUUAUGACCCAUUGGCCGAGUACCGACGUCAGGGCCUGCCCACCGAGAGCUGGCGACUGAGCCGGGCAAAUGAGAACUACCAAUUGUGUGACACCUAUCCUGCCAUUCUAGCCGUUCCAGCUGCUGCCGAUGACAGUCUUUUGGAAGCAGUGGCCAGUUUUAGAAGCCGGGGCCGCAUUCCUGUUCUGUCCUGGAUCCACCCAGAGGGACAGGCAACCAUAACCCGUUGCAGUCAGCCCAAUGUUGGUGUGAGCGGCAAACGCAGUGCAGAGGACGAGAGCUACCUGCAGAUGAUCAUGGAUGCCAAUGCACAUUCGCAUAAGCUCUUCAUAAUGGACGCUCGACCUAGCGUGAAUGCUGUGGCCAACAAGGCAAAAGGUGGUGGUUACGAGAGCGAUGAGGCAUACCGGUGCACCGAGCUGUGUUUCCUGGACAUUCACAACAUCCACGUGAUGCGGGAGAGUCUGCGCAAGCUCAAGGAGACCUGCUUUCCCAGCGCAGCCGACGAAUCUCGCUGGCUGUCUGCGCUCGAGGCCACCCACUGGCUACAGCAUGUUCGUGCCGUACUGGCUGGGGCCUUGCGCGUCGAUCGCCUCGAAGGGGCCAAGGGGUCGGUGCUGGUACACUGCUCGGACGGAUGGGACCGUACCGCACAGCUGACCAGUCUGGCCAUGCUCAUGCUCGACCCUUACUACCGCACCAUCCGGGGCUUUGAGGUGCUCGUUGAGAAGGAGUGGCUCAGCUUUGGCCACAAGUUCGCUCAGCGCAUUGGUCACGGAGACGACAAGCACUCAGACGCAGACCGGUCACCUGUUUUUCUCCAGUUCAUUGACUGCACAUGGCAGAUUAUGAACCAAUUCAAAAAUGCCUUUGAAUUCAACGAGCACUUUCUCAUCACUAUCCUGGACCAUCUCUACAGCUGCCUGUUUGGCACAUUCCUCUACAACUCUGAGCAACAGAGAGUUAAAGAGAAUGUACGUGAACGGACCCAGUCACUGUGGUCGAUGGUGAACAGUGAGAUCGACGAGUACACCAACCCGUUGUAUGCCAGCUACCCACAGCAGCACGUCUUGUUCCCGGUGGCCAGUCUGCGUCGUAUCCAGCUCUGGAAAGGCUACUACUGCCGCUGGAACCCACGCAUGCGCCUUCAGGAACCAUUGCAAGUGCGUAGCCGAGAGCUCCUUCAGUUGCGUGCACAACUGCAGAGGCAGCUAGAGGAACUGAAGAAGGAGCACGAAUCCAAGAUGUCACGCAUCCCACCUAGAGUCUCAUCACCCAUCACUGUUUAGCACCGUUGGCUGUGAAUGUUGCGCGGUACAUCCCCAAGGUGCUACGGAGACACUUUGCAAACUUGAAAGAAAGCCUUCCUACUCCUCGGACAUGUCGCUGAUUUGCUCAUCGAAGCCGUUUCCUGGAUGUCGUUGCCUGCAGUGUUGCGUCAGGCUGCAUCAUCUAUCUCCCCAUGAACUUCGCGCUUUACUGGACCUCUCACCCCACUGGUUAAUUGAAGUGCGGACAUUUUUCUUGUAUUUCUAUAAGCCACGUCAUUCGCCGUUAUGUAGUGUUGACCCCAGCGCGACGUAGCAUUUGUGUAGCGGUGCCGCGGGGUCCCAAAUGCUAUAAUUUUAUAACUUCUUUCGUAAACAAACAUUUAUGUGUAUACAUUUUAUUUGAACAAUAAGAAACCCUUUUGAACAAUAGUUCGUGGUUCUCUGGUGUCUGCUUUUAGUCCCAUGUUGUUGGAAUAUGGUGUUUACAGUUGCAAUUUGU
Molecule: messenger RNA, 2727 nt
Organism: Rhipicephalus sanguineus (brown dog tick)
Lineage: Eukaryota; Metazoa; Arthropoda; Arachnida; Ixodida; Ixodidae
Gene: mtm
Product: myotubularin-related protein 2-like
Biological process (GO): dephosphorylation
Molecular function (GO): phosphatidylinositol-3,5-bisphosphate 3-phosphatase activity
Source: RefSeq, a predicted model, not a curated record